Molecule: messenger RNA, 1619 nt
Organism: Lathyrus oleraceus (garden pea)
Lineage: Eukaryota; Viridiplantae; Streptophyta; Magnoliopsida; Fabales; Fabaceae
Product: quinolinate synthase, chloroplastic
Exons: 1
Coding region: 758-1438 (226 amino acids)
Biological process (GO): 'de novo' NAD+ biosynthetic process from L-aspartate
Cellular component (GO): chloroplast
Molecular function (GO): quinolinate synthetase A activity; 4 iron, 4 sulfur cluster binding
Source: RefSeq, a predicted model, not a curated record
AAAUCGCCGCUGCCGUUUAAACUUCCAGUUCAGUUCCGGAUAAUGUUAAUAUGAAGAACUGUUGGUUUUUCGACAACAAUUUUAACGGUGUGUCGGAGGAGAUUCUUGGUGAUGUUGUUGUUUUUUAUUUUCCACUUGAUGAUGACGUGGAAACUGAUGUUGUGGAACAAGAUUAGAAUGAUUAAUUCAAACAUAUUGAAGAGCCAUCUCUUGGUGUUUUCUCAGUACCAUCGUUUGAUUUGUGCGGCGAAACUCAAAAUGAGAAACCAAAUCUUGUGAACAAUUUCUCUGCUUCUGAACUUUCUGAUAUUAAUCGAAGAAAUAUUGUUAAUUCGAGCUUAAAAGACUACUGGAGCUAAAUAUGGCAAAAGCUGGAUGCAAAUCCAUAACAGUGCUAGGUGUGGACUUUAUGUCGGAAAAUGUGCGCGCCAUCCUUGAUCAAGCCGGUUUCAAUGAGGUCGAUGUUUAUAGAAUGUCAAAUGAGCGUAUUGGUUGUUCACUGGCUGAUGCUGCAGCUACCUCUACUUAUAUGGAGUAUCUUGAGCCAACUUCUAGGUCUACUUCUUUGCAUGUCAUAUACAUUAACACUAAGUUAGAGACAAAGGCAUAUGCUCAUGAGCUUGUGCCAACAAUAACCUGUACCUCAUCAAACGUUAUCCAGACUAUUCUACAGGCAUUUGCCCAAGUGCCAGAUUUGAGCAUAUAUUAUGGGCCUGAUUCUUACAUGGGUGCAAAUAUUGUAGAAUUGUUCUAACAGAUGGCAGUAAUGACCGAUGAAGAGAUUGCUGCGAUACAUCCUGAGCACAAUGCAGACUCUAUUAAAUCCUUACUACCACGACUUUACUUUUAUCAGGAUGGAUCAUGCAUUGUUCAUCACCUAUUUGGCCAUGAAGUUGUGGAUUCGAUAAAAGAAAUGUAUUGUGAUGCAUUCCUUACUGCCCAUCUUGAGGUACCUGGAGAGAUGUUUUCAUUGGCAAUGGAAGCAAAAAGAAGAGGAAUGGGAGUAGUAGGGUCCACCCAGAAUAUAUUGGAUUUCAUAAAAGACAGGGUUCAAGAAUCUUUGGAUAGAAACAUUGAUGACCAUCUUCAAUUUGUUUUAGGAACAGAAUCUGGGAUGGUGACUGCAAUUGUGGCAGUAGUUUGUAGUCUGUUAGAGCCUGCAAAAUCCUCUUCUCAUGGAGCAAAAGUUACUGUUGAAAUUAUGUUUCCAGUUUCAUCAGACUCAAUCUCGAAAACAACUUCUAGUCUAAAUUCAGUUGAAGUCAGUGAUAUCAUACCUCCUGUUGUACCAGGAGUAACUAGCGGGGAGGGUUGUUCCAUUCAUGGUGGUUGCGCAUCUUGUCCUUACAUGAAGAUGAAUUCUCUUAGCUCACUCCUGACAGUUUGCCAUCACCUACCCGAUGAAGAAAAUAUGUUAUCUGCAUACAAAGCAGAGUGAUUUAAGUUGCAGACUCCAAAUGGUCAAUCAGUGGCCGACGUAGGAUGAGAACCACAGAGUUGGCUCGGAACAACCAUUGUCGUCUUCUAAUUCUCAUUAUUAACCAGAAACGUGAACUGCAUAAUGCUACAAUCUUCAUUUUCUAUCAGGGGCAUUGUGUACCAGAUAUGAAAACAUGGGA